AUGUCAACCAUCACCCGCGCAUUCACCAAGCGCCACAAGCGUCCCGAGGUUUCAGCGCCCAUGCCCUAUCGCGAGGGCCAAGUCAAGUUCAACUCGGGCACUAUCAAACGAGGAAAUAUCUCUGCACCCGUGGAACUGUUGUCAACGACGAACAUGUUGGCCUACAACGCACCCGAUCUCCACUCGGCCAGUUCGUCGUCAAAUUCCUCGCUGCAAUCUGCCGAUGAGUCGGAGAUGUCCUUUGCGCACCAGAGUUUUGGCUCUGCGAUUACUACGCCCGAUGAUUCACCCGUCGAAUCCCACCCUAUGCAGUCAUAUUUCCCCAAGCGAUCGGCUACCGUGACGAGCCACCUUCGUUCAUCAACAUCGACAACGUCAUCUUCUACGGAGACCCCGCUGGUACCCAAGCGAGCCCUGUCUCACACGAAACGGUCGCAUCAAGAACUGGCUCGCCAACGCUCCUUGUCCCGAAUGUCGCCGCCUCCGUUGAACUCCAGUCGCAGCCGUCCUGCCCCUCCACCGACACAGGACCUUUUCCAACCCGAACCCCAUCCCUUUGGGAAGGAGUUGGAGCAGGUCAACGAGGUCGUGGAGGAGUUUGGCGGGGAAAGAUGUGUGUUGGAUGAUGAGGAGUUGCUUUUGCUGAAUAAGGGACUGAAGAAGUUCACGGUGGACGAGUACCUGGUGGAAAUUGAAGACCUCUACGGUAGCAUCUUCGACGAUCAUCUUGGACCCAUCAGCUCUGGCUCAUGGCUAUGA
Aspergillus tanneri is the source of this 759-nucleotide messenger RNA. RefSeq lists its product as uncharacterized. The transcript has a single exon. Lineage: Eukaryota; Fungi; Ascomycota; Eurotiomycetes; Eurotiales; Aspergillaceae. The record is from RefSeq and is a predicted model, not a curated record. The coding region runs from base 1 to 759 and encodes 252 amino acids.